CUCAACAGUGAGCAGAAACAACAAAAGUUAUGAGUGAUCGGAUCUAUGGUUUAGUUGGAACGCAUUAUUGUUCAGAUGAUCGGUUCUCAUCAGCAUCUAAAAUAACACCAUCUUCUGACGAUGAAAACCGACAGCAGCAAAAGAUGGCAGAUCGCUUUCAUAGCGUGAAUGAACUGGAAAAAGAAACAAGCAUCGAAACAUUGACAGAUGAUUUGUGGUUCGAAUUGGACGAUGACGAUUUCGAAUGCCGCCUGACCCCAAGCUCAUCGUUAUAUGAAUCAACUCGUCUUUAUCAGUCCAUGGAUUCUGCUACUGCCAUUCGUACACGUCGUCCACCAAUUGCUCUGCCGCCACCUCCUCCACGUUCCGCUCCACCUCUGAGCGAUAACAGUCACAAGCAUACUAUCGAUGCGGUUUCCGCCACAUCCUUUGCACCGUCAGAAUUAAAUCCAUUGUGCGUUAAUGGUAUUGAGAAAGUUGCGAUCACAACGGGAUGCAAUAAUGCCUUGAUAAGACAAGCCAGUACUGUGGAAGAUCCAUGUUUCCUAGCAAAUGUCGAAUCAAAUCACGCCGCGGCAGUAAGCGCAGAAAUACGAUUACAGCAGUCCUUGUCGACACCGUGUCCGGAUAGCAGUGGUGAUGUUGCUGGUAACGAUGAUCAGCCAUCGACAUCCCGGAAGGUCUCGUUGAUAUUUUCAAGAUAAUUUUUAGCUUAGCAUUUUCC
Loa loa (African eye worm) is the source of this 724-nucleotide messenger RNA. RefSeq lists its product as hypothetical. The coding region runs from base 30 to 704 and encodes 224 amino acids. The transcript is spliced from 3 exons. NCBI's taxonomy places the organism in Eukaryota, Metazoa, Nematoda, Chromadorea, Rhabditida, Onchocercidae. The record is from RefSeq and is a predicted model, not a curated record.